This is a messenger RNA of Corylus avellana, 798 nucleotides long. Lineage: Eukaryota; Viridiplantae; Streptophyta; Magnoliopsida; Fagales; Betulaceae. The record is from RefSeq and is a predicted model, not a curated record.
AAAAUAUUGUUGCCAUAGAAAAUGAGUGCGGAAGAAGUUGUAAAGCUCUUGGAUUCGUAUUGGUUUGAGAGAAGAUUUUUGUCUCACAACCCGAUGGAUGCACCAACAAAGGCAGCUGAUCAGGAAGUGGAAGAAGAAGCAAAAUAUUCAGGGUUGCCGCGAACCCUCCAUGUGAGGUCACUAAGUGAUCAAUUGUCGAGCUCAAGAAGAAGCUUUUCCUAUGGUUCCCUCUCUAUCUCUUCCGUCUCACUUAUGUCCACACCUCCAAAGUUGCAAACAAUUCUUUCUGACAAACAAGUCUUAGAAUUCUCUAAAGAGGAAGAGAGGGUUAAGAAGAGAGAGAGUGAAAGAAAAAGGAGAAAACUUGCAAGCGCUAAGAGCUUGUCAGACCUCGAGUUUGAGGAGCUUAAGGGGUUUAUGGAUCUGGGUUUUGUGUUUUCCGAGGAAGAGAAGGAUUCCAGAUUGGUUUCAAUCAUCCCCGGCCUGCAAAGACUGGGAAGGAAAGGCAGUGGAGAUGGCGAGGAAGAGGGAGAAAUUAAUGAGACUUUGGUUUCAAGGCCUUAUUUGUCCGAGGCUUGGGAUGUUUUGGGUCGUCUAAAAAACUGGAAAAUUCCAGCUCCAGGUAAUGAAAUGGAUAUGAAAGAUCAACUCAGGUUCUGGGCUCAUACAGUUGCUUCAACUGUGAGAUAACCAACACUAACUCUUUCAUUCCGCUCCCCCCUUAAUUUGUUCUUGGGUUUUUUAUUUAUUUAUUUAUUUAUUUAUUUUAUUUAAGGAUGCCUUUCUGUUGAAACUCUG